AUGAAAGUGAUAACUGCAGAAAGACAAUGGCCGACAGACCCUUACAAGGAAUCCAAUGUAGACUUCAUCGUACAUCUCGGAAGGUUCAAUAAAACAGCACAUACGCCUAAGGAAAUUCUCAGAGUAAACUUUCGCAUAUUGAAAACAUUUGUGGCAGCAAUGAAAUAUUUGAUGAAACAACUGAAACGCCUCCAAGGGGCCGAAGGACUGGUUACCAACGAACUUAGAUCUAUGAAAAAUCACACCAAGGCACUCAUAAAUCAUCUGCAAAAAAUCGUUAAAAUCAUUCAAGGACGAGGGAACAACAAUACACCGCAAGGUACCCAACAGAGGAAUGGCACUGUCAACAAACCAUGGAAUCGUCCUCCAGCAACACAAACUUCUCAAGAUGUACUGCUACACAUCAAACUUAUGUUGGACGAAUUUUAUGGACAAGUAGAAACACUUAUCACUGAUUUAAAGGAAAUUAAAGGAAUAACUUGUAAUUAAGAUCUGCUGGAAAAACC
Pocillopora damicornis (cauliflower coral) is the source of this 506-nucleotide messenger RNA. RefSeq lists its product as uncharacterized. The record is from RefSeq and is a predicted model, not a curated record. NCBI's taxonomy places the organism in Eukaryota, Metazoa, Cnidaria, Anthozoa, Scleractinia, Pocilloporidae.